Molecule: messenger RNA, 966 nt
Organism: Penicillium waksmanii
Lineage: Eukaryota; Fungi; Ascomycota; Eurotiomycetes; Eurotiales; Aspergillaceae
Exons: 4
Coding region: 1-966 (321 amino acids)
Molecular function (GO): nucleic acid binding
Source: RefSeq, a predicted model, not a curated record
AUGCCGCCGAAGAAGCAAGUCCCAAAGGGGCCAUCUCCAAAGGGACCCUCUUUUGACGAGAUCAUCCAAUCCGAUCGCCAAAAGAAGCAGAAUGAGUUGUUGGCCAGUCAAAUCCUCGGAAAGAACAAGAACAAGAAGGAUCGCAGAGCGAGUGCGCCAGGCUCAGGCUCAGGCUCCGGCGCACUGGGCAGGGCACAGCCUGCGAAGCCCGGAAGCCUGGCUAGCCGCAUCGCAGCUCCGGGCAAGCUAAAGCGAUCCGCAUCGGCCUCAUUCCGGACGAGCCAGCCACAACCCCAGCCUCAACACAAGACCAAAGUUAAGACCAACCCGACCCCUGCAACUGUCGGAGCCGCACGAUCACGCGAGAAGCCCGCGCGAAAGAAGACUCAGAAGGAACACCCGCACUCUGAGCGCCUGCUUUCCCUUGUCCAGAAUGCACGGGAUGCCAAUCCUCAUCCUCACCCCAAACCCAAAGCUGCAAAGAGUGGCCUGUCGAUUAAGGGCGCCUCGGGUCCAUUCAUUGUGGUGGGGAGCAAUUUUUCCCCAGGGACAUCUGCCGCAGAUAUCCAAUCUGCAUUGGAGGCUAGGACUGGACCGAUGCUUAGCUGCCGUGUCAUCAGUCACUCGCCAGCUGUCACAGCAGAGAUCGCCUAUGCAGAGAAGGAAAUUGCGGAGAACACAGUCGCAAACUUUGACAAUCAAUGGGCGGACGGGCGGAAAUUAACUUUCAGGCUGAACGUUGUCGGCAACACCACACAUGCCAACACGCAAAACUCGUUCAACAAUAUCCGGGAACAAGCCGACCGCGAUCGCCGCAAUCGCCGCGCAGAACCGCAAGUACAAGACGGAAGUUACGGGUUCGGCGAAGAGGGCGAAGCUCUCCGUUACAACCUGCCGCAGUCAAAUCUUUACAGCGAUCAGAUGAUGGUGGAUACACAGCAAAACAACAAAAGUCGGAGGCGGUAA